CCGCGCUCUCUCUGGCCCUGGCGGACCGCGAAGAUGGCGGCGCCCAUGGAGGUGGCGUUGGUGUCGGACGCCGCCGGGCCGCUUUGUAACUGCUCGGUUUGGGAGCUGCAUUCGGGUUCCGCCUUGCCCGGUUAUCGCGGUGGGAACACCGGACCGCGCGGGUUGGCGCUGCUGGGAGGCGAACACCUGCUGGGAGCCCAGCUGGGCAAGAGCUACAUCAACGUGUGGGAGCUGCAGAGGAAGGACCAGCUCCAGCAGAAGAUCAUUUGCCCCGGACCGGUGACCUGCCUAACAGCUUCUCCCAACGGGCUCUACAUCCUGGCUGGUGUUGCUGAGAGCAUCUACCUGUGGGAGGUCUCCAAUGGAAACCUCCUGGCCAUCCUGAACCGACACUACCAGGACCUCACAUGCCUCUGCUUCACUGAUGACAGCAGCCACUUUCUCUCGGGGGCAAAGGACUGCCUGGCGCUGGUGUGGAACUUGUACAGUGUUCUACAGGCAGAGCCCUCCCAGAUCCCAGACCCUCGCCACGUGUGGUCCCGACACAGCCUCCCCAUCACAGACAUGUGCUGUGGCUUUGGAGGACCUUUGGCACGAGCUGCCACCGCGUCCCUUGACCAGACAGCAAAGCUGUGGGAAAUCUCAUCCGGGGAGCUCCUGCUUUCAGUCCUGUUUGAUGUGGGGAUCAUGGCUGUUACCCUGGACCUCUCAGAGUAUCACAUGUUCUGCGGUGGCAUGGAUGGAUCCAUAUUCCAGGUUGACCUCUGUGCCUGGCCAGUCCAGAGAGACCGGACCUUCCAGACAGAGCGGGAGAAUGGGAAGAUCUUCAAAGGGCACAGGAACCAGGUGACGUGUCUGUCCGUCUCCACGGAUGGCAGCCUGUUGCUUUCUGGCUCACAUGAUGAAACGGUGCGGCUAUGGGACAUCCAGAGCAAGCAGUGCCUGAAGACGAUGAAUCACAAAGGUCCGGUUACGAACGCCUUCAUAGUGCUGGCUCCAGCCAACAUGCUCAACCCAGAUGGGAAACCCAGCGUGCCUCUUCCUAAAUUCAGCAAGCACCUCUAUGGCACUGAAAGCACUGAUGAGCAGGGCAGCGAGGGAGUGACGCUGCGCCUCGGGCUGCACCAGCAGGAGUCUGGGGAGAGCUAUCUAGAGAAGGCUGAGAAGAUGUACUCUCAGAUGUGCUCAACGAGAGAAAAGAACCUGAUGGGAGACCAGGAACAUCUGACCAUCCAGGUGAGCGAGCUGGAAGAGGAGGUGAGCACCCUCCGGAAAAUCAACAAGAACCUCUUUGACUUCUCCGCUCGCAUCAUCACCAAGCCAGCCAAAUGAGGAGGCAGCCCCCAGCCCUCCCCCCGCCCCUCUGCCUCUCUCUGCCCAGCUCCUGGGGAAGAACAGCCAGCCCGUGGGCGCACGCAGACGGGCAAACACGUGUGGCUCGCAUCCUCACCAGCGCCUGUCAGGCCACGUAACACACCAAGGAGCGUUUGCCCACUCCCUCUGGCCUCCCUUUGACCACACAGGACUGAGAUGGGGCACGGGGGCCGUGGGGCUGCGUGUGGUCCCAGCUGGCUGCCUGCAGGAUGGCGCAGGGAUGGGGCUGAGCAGUGCAGCUGCAGCGCAGACAACUGCGGGCAGAGCGUCCCCGCCUGCGCUGCCCUUCAGGAUGCGGCUCCUGCUCUUCUCCUCUCUCUUCCCCUGGCCUUUUUAUUGUUUCUUUUUGUUACACGACCCUGCGGCGCAGACAGAAAAUUGGGUUUUUUCACCUCUCUGAAUGCCAGUUUGAGAUUGGAUUUUAGAGACACCUUCUGCCCACCCCUGGCUGGGAGAUGCUGCUCACUGGACCCUUUGCAUCCCCGACCCCGUUUGGGGCUCGGUUUUGCUCCCAUGCAGCGGGGGCUGUGCAGCUCCUGCCCUCUCUUGGGCACCCCCAGCCAUCAGUGGGGGCACUGAGCCUGAAGCUGUGGGCCCUGCGCCCCUCGGGGGGCUCUGUGUGUGUCUGGGCAGGGGAAGCAUGGUGCUAUUUCCGAUCUCGUACGUUGACAAUUUAUAUAUAUUUGGAUCCAGCUAUUUUGUUUUCCACGGUGUUCUGGGGAAAUCAGCCUUUUGUAUUGUCACUAGCAUGGCAGUGGGGGUGUUGUGGGUUUUCUUUAGGUUUAUUUUUUACAUAAAAGAUUUGUUUUUUAUAGUGAAAGGUGCCCGAG
Tympanuchus pallidicinctus (lesser prairie-chicken) is the source of this 2204-nucleotide messenger RNA. RefSeq names its product WD repeat domain 18 (gene WDR18). Bases 34 to 1332 code for a protein of 432 amino acids. Gene Ontology annotation, biological process: DNA-templated DNA replication; rRNA processing. The transcript has 10 exons. Gene Ontology annotation, cellular component: nuclear pre-replicative complex. The record is from RefSeq and is a predicted model, not a curated record. Gene Ontology annotation, molecular function: protein binding. Lineage: Eukaryota; Metazoa; Chordata; Aves; Galliformes; Phasianidae.